CAAUAGCCUCCUUACUGGAGAAGUUUGGGGCUCUAUAUAGGCGAGGUCUUGGUCUUGCUUGUUCCUCAAGAAGAAUCGUGGGAUCUCUAUUUUCUUGGCCAAUAUGAAGCAAAAGAUUGUGAUGAAGGUGCAGAUGAAUUGCCUAAAAUGUCAGAGCAAGGCACUCCAGGUUGCAGCUGAAGCAAAUGGGGUGAGCUUUGUGGGGUUAGGGGCGCAGAAAGAUAAAGUGGAGGUGAUUGGGGAUGGAGUUGAUGCUCCAAAGUUGGUGAAAAGUCUGAGGAAGAAGGUUGGCCACACUGAGCUCCUCACCGUAGAAGCUGUGAAAUGAAUACAACAAGCUAUAGAAGCUUGGAAGACCAUGCUUUUGCCUGCCAAUCCAAUAAGAGAGAGAGAGAGAGAGAGAGAGCUAUCCAAUAAGAGAGGGAGAGAGAGCUAUUUUGUUUUUAAUAUUAUGUAGAUGUCGGCUUUAAAAAUGAAGAGUUUCUUUUAUUUU
This is a messenger RNA of Corylus avellana, 493 nucleotides long. The record is from RefSeq and is a predicted model, not a curated record. Lineage: Eukaryota; Viridiplantae; Streptophyta; Magnoliopsida; Fagales; Betulaceae.